GUCAGAUUGUUGUCCGAGCCAUCAACAUCGACUUUGAGUGCCAGAAGACACCAAAGCCGAGCACUGAAGAGAAAUCGUUGAAAAGAAAGGGAAGCCUGUUGUGUGUGUGUGCUUGUUGCCUUCGUUUUGCUCUUCUCUUUCGCCUGAGUGUGUACUGAUUGGUGUGUUUUGAUUUGCUCCCACAACGGUUGUUUAAAUACGGUAGAGUGGGAAAGCCAUAUUGCAUUAGUAGUCAUAUCCAGGAUCGUCUUGUUGUCCAUUUAGCCCGAGGUUACCUUGCAUUGAUCAGACAUAAUAGACCGCAUCUGAACGUUUUAUGGAGCUUCCACCCGAGUUUUGGAUACAUCUUGAGAGAAUAACAUGUCCUGUACGAUUCCAACACAUUUUGAAGACGUUGCGUCGUCAACGAUCUCGCCCAUCGAUCACAACUCCCCCGAGGACGAUCUAAUACGCCAUCCCAUAUGGCACUGCAUGCUGGCUGGAGGAUUCGGAGGUGCGAUUGGUGAUAGCGUUAUGCAUUCUUUAGACACAGUGAAGACAAGACAGCAAGGUGCUCCGCACGUUGUCCAAUACCGCAAUAUGAUAAAUGCGUACAAGACCAUCCUUGUGAAGGAAGGUGUGAUUAGAGGUCUGUACGGUGGGUACGGCGCUGCAAUGCUUGGUUCCUUCCCCAGUGCUGCGCUGUUUUUCGGUACUUAUGAAACUAUGAAACGCGUGAUGAUUGGUGAGUUGGGCAUAAAUGACACAGUGACCCAUUUGACGGCGGGAUUCAUGGGCGACUUUGUCUCCAGUAUCGUGUACGUUCCAAGCGAAGUGCUGAAGACGAGAUUACAGCUACAAGGGCAGUUCAACAACCCACACUUCCACAGUGGGUAUAACUAUCGGAGUCUUGUGGAUGCCAUUGGAACAAUAAUACGUCAGGAAGGUGUGAGUGCCUUAUUCUACGGUUACAAGGCGACCCUGGUACGCGAUCUACCCUUCAGUGCAUUACAAUUUGCAUUCUACGAGAAAUUUAGAGACCUGGCUAUUAGAUACAGAACAGGCGUUCCCACAGAGGAGUUUGACUACAACGUGGAGCUGAGUACCGGCGCAGCAGCCGGUGGGUUAGCCGGUAUACUGACCACUCCACUAGACGUCAUAAAGACCAGAGUACAGACACAGAGCCCCGAUCUAUCAAGCAGAGACCAUCUGAACAACUCGAUCCUCGCUUCGCUAAGGAAAGUGUUCCAGACUGAAGGCAUAGUUGGCCUGUUCAGUGGUGUGGGCCCAAGAUUUGUAUGGACAAGUGUACAGAGUAGUAUCAUGCUGCUGCUCUACCAAAUGGCAUUGAGACAAAUGAAUGAUUGGAAGCAUUGAUCAUCUUGUAUAUAGCUUUCCAAUGGACAUAUCCAU
Williopsis jadinii is the source of this 1392-nucleotide messenger RNA. It is a transcript of the gene MME1, whose product is annotated as Mme1p. Gene Ontology annotation, biological process: magnesium ion export from mitochondrion. The transcript has a single exon. The coding region runs from base 361 to 1356 and encodes 331 amino acids. The record is from RefSeq and is a predicted model, not a curated record. Gene Ontology annotation, molecular function: magnesium ion transmembrane transporter activity. Lineage: Eukaryota; Fungi; Ascomycota; Saccharomycetes; Phaffomycetales; Wickerhamomycetaceae.